CGCCAAACCAAAACCAAACGUCAACGAUGUCAACCCUCAAUGAUGUCCUCAACCUCGUGUCGACGGAGAUCUUGCACUGAGUAUGCACUACCCAUACAAUAGAUUGUAGUCAAGAAGCCAUAGCUCUCUACACAAAAUUACGCCAGGAUCAAUCCAAGCCAAAGGUGACCUGUUCAAGUCUUCUUCCAGUUUCUUUCGCAAAGUGCUUGAUUGGUAGAAUAUGCAUCCACUACUCUGCCAAGUGUUGAUUCUUUGCUGGGCACUCGAGACAUCUACUGGAUUUCUUCUAGACAGAAAUGCUGCGGCCACAUCCACCACAAGAACCGGAUAUACUACGGCAUGCACAUCUCUGGCUCUGGCUCCACAGCAACUGGGAUCUUUUGAAACGCUAGAGUUGAGCAGCACAACAAUUUCUCCUUCCGAUAGAAGAGUGGUACUAGAAGACUUGGUUUCAGCAGAUGCAAACAAUAGAGUCCAAUUUGAAGAAUCCUGGGAUUGGCAAAAGCACCUCUUGCAAGAGCAUGCCGAUCGAAUCGUCAACACGCCUGAAGUGGGACCCUUCUUGACGACACAAGAUAAUGGCAAAAAUAACGAGGUUGGAUCAUCCUCGUUGACGUCCGGUGGCUUGGAUACCAUUUUCAUGCUGGAGCACGAGGCCGUCUACACAUUGGGGACAGGCUCAGACGAAAAGUUUAUCCUUGGCACCAACCCCAAUGUUCCCACCAUUCGAAUGGACAGAGGAGGUGAAGUGACAUAUCAUGGUCCUGGACAGCUUGUGGUGUAUCCUGUAUUGGAUCUUCGAUACUACAAACAAGAUAUUCACUGGUAUAUGCGUGCCCUGGAGGAAUGCAUACUCGUGGCACUGCACAAGUGUGGAUUGGAAACCGCCGAACGACAGGAUGAUACCACUGGCAUUUGGAUUGACAAUCACAAAGUGGCGGCCAUUGGAGUGAAAUGCCGCAAAUGGAUUACCAUGCACGGUCUGGCCGUCAAUGUGGAAACUACCGCCUUGGAAAAUUUUCAAGGCAUUGUCCCCUGUGGUUUGGAAGGCCGCCAAGUGGGAUGUGUCAAUCAGUUCUUGGAACAGCAGGGGAAACCGUCCAUUACGGUGCGUGAAUUUGCUCCGUACAUGAAAGAGGCACUGGCAGAUGUAUUCCAAAUUCAAUUCGAGACAAGAAUACGAGAUACUUUGCCCACAAAAUAAUAAGAGGCCAAAAAGCAAUUCUUGCCACCUGUUGUCGCCUGGCUGCGCGUUUUUGUGGACAUUGAUACAUUAACCUCCACCCAUUAUUACAAUCUAAAAGUCCGGAUCGCACGUUCCAACCGCAGAACUAAGCUAUGUCGUUCUAGAGUAGCCCCAUCAUUCUAUGGAUUCGGAU
Molecule: messenger RNA, 1379 nt
Organism: Seminavis robusta
Lineage: Eukaryota; Bacillariophyta; Bacillariophyceae; Naviculales; Naviculaceae
Source: the annotation of a GenBank genome assembly